Priapulus caudatus is the source of this 2699-nucleotide messenger RNA. RefSeq names its product FACT complex subunit SSRP1-like. The record is from RefSeq and is a predicted model, not a curated record. Gene Ontology annotation, cellular component: FACT complex; nucleus. Lineage: Eukaryota; Metazoa; Priapulida; Priapulimorpha; Priapulimorphida; Priapulidae. Gene Ontology annotation, molecular function: DNA binding; histone binding; nucleosome binding.
AUGGGUUCGUCUCUGUUGUGUACGGCGCACGUUUUGUAAAACAGCAGAAAAAAGAGAGACAAAAUCCCUCAAAUAUCAUACAUCUGUGAUUUACUGCGAUUUAAAAAAUGAUUGACGGUGCGAUAGAGUUUGGUGAUGUGUCACACGAGUCAGCAGGGCUCUGGCACCAGGGAAAGUUGCGCAUGCUGAAGGGGCAAGUUGUGUUCAAGACGAUCAAGACCGGCAAAGUCGAACAUUUCGAAGGUGAAGAGAUAGAGGACGCCAGGUGGCAGCGGCUGUCCUCCGGAUACCUGCUAAGGAUCAUGUUGAAGAGCGGCACACUUCACAGAUUCCGAGGCUUCAGAGAUGGAGACCAAGAAAAGCUGGUGAAGUGUAUAAAGGAGAACUUUGACAUUGAAGUAGAAGAAAGCGAAGUUUCGAUCAGAGGAUGGAAUUGGGGAUCAGCGGAAUUCAACGGCUCGGUGCUGUCGUUCGACGUGCACAACAAGACGGCGUUCGAGCUCCCGCUGAACAACGUGUCGCGCAGCAUGACGGGGAAGAACGAGGUGACGAUCGAGUUCCACCAGAACGACGACGACCUCGUCGCCCUCACCGAGCUGCGGUUCCACAUCCCGCCGAGCAACGACCCCGAGACCGACGCCGUCAAGACGUUUUACGACAGCAUCAUGGCGAAGGCGAGUGUGAUUCAGGCGACCGGCGACGCCAUCGUCACGUUCAAGGAGGUGCAGUGUCUCACGCCGAGGGGUCGAUACGACAUCAAGAUCUUCGCAACAUUCCUACAGCUUCACGGAAAGACGUUCGACUACAAGAUACCCCUGUCCACCGUCCUGCGACUGUUCCUGCUGCCUCACAAGGACCAGCGGCAGAUGUUCUUUGUCGUGAGUUUAGACCCUCCUAUCAAGCAAGGUCAGACGAGAUAUCACUUCAUGAUCCUGCAGUUCAACAGGGAAGAUGAAGAGACGUUGGAGCUUACCAUCUCUGAGGAGGAGAUCAAGGAGAAGUACGACGGGAAGCUGUCGCAGGAGAUGUCCGGACCGACGUACGAGAUUGUCAGUCGCGUCAUGAAGGCUCUAGUCCAGCGCAAGAUCACCGUGCCGGGCAGCUUCACCGGUCACUCGGGGGCGCACGCGAUCUCGUGUUCGUACAAGGCCACGGCGGGCUUCCUGUACCCGCUCGAGCGGGGCUUCAUCUAUGUCCACAAGCCGCCCGUCCACAUCCGCUUCGACGAGAUCUCCUUCACGAACUUCGCCCGCAGCGGCGGCAGCACGCGCUCCUUCGACUUCGAGAUCGAGACGAAGAACGGGACGCUGUUUACCUACAGCAGCAUCGACAAGGAAGAGUACGCGAACCUGUUUGAUUUCGUCAAGAGCAAGAAGCUGAGGAUUAAGAACAGAGGCGACAAACUGCCUGAGCCGGGCAUGGAGAAGAGCAGGAGCAGGAGAAGCAAGAAGGUGAAGGACCCGAACGCUCCCAAGCGGCCGCAGUCGGCCUACUUCAUCUGGCUCAACGAGAAUCGCGAGCGCAUCAAGACGGAGAACCCGGGAAUCUCGAUCACGGACAUCUCGAAGAAAGCCGGGGAAGGCUGGAAGCUCGUCACCGACAAGACGGAGUGGGAUGAGAAGGCCGUACAAGCGAAGAAGAAGUACGAAGAGGUCAUGAGGGAGUAUGAGAAGACAAAGAAGCCUGACGAUGGCCCAUCGCCACCCAAGAAAUCCGCCGGGAAGGGCAAGGCGAGUAAGAGUCCGGCGAAGUCGCCGGCGAAGGAAGGUCACUUCAAGAGCAAGGAGUACAUCACGAGCUCGGAGUCCGGCUCGUCGAGCGAGAGCGACGACGACAAGCCGCUGAAGCCGAAGCCGAAUCUGAAGACGAAGAGGAAGUAGUCAGCACCCCGCCAUCUAGUGACGCAGAUUCAGACUAAAUAAUACGACCAGCUGUCUCGAAGGGAAUUGUACUGUCAUCACCACAAUCAACGGCAGAGGCCUGCAUGUAAACAUACAAUAUGCUCCUGCAAUCCGUGCUGAGGGUUAAUUGUAGGGAAGUAGUAGUUGUGAAGAAAGAGGGGUAAUUAUUACUCGGGCAACUAUGCAUGUGAUGUAGUGCAAACAUUGUUUAGGGUAGUGCCUCUGGUCGUAUUACAAUGCAGGAAAACUAGACACACACACAUAUAAAUAUAUUGUAUUAUAUAUAUCUUAUGCCUGCUAAAUUGUACAUAUAACGAUGUUCGACCAAAGAAAUUUGGUAGGAACUGUUGAAGGUCACCAUGUUGACGGAGACCAGAGGUGGUGGCCAUCCAUGUAUGAUCACCAUAGGAUUAAAAAACACUGGCACAUCGUCUGAUAUUUACUGGCUGUAAUUCAUUAGUAAAAUAUUAAUGGAUAUCAUUAUGGAUACUUAUGUAUAUUAUUGAUGAAUUUAACUCAUUAGUAAAAUUUUAAUGUAUACAGCUAAUUAACACUUAAGCGUAUCCGUAUGCGAUGAUUAAUUAUCAUCAGUAAUGGUGUGUAUUGUACUGCACAAUUUUGUACCAGCACAUAAGACGUUGUAAGGGGUAAGUGUAAAUAUUACAGGAUUUUCUAAUGCUUGGUUCUUCAAUCACAUAUUCAUUUUCAUCGGGGAUUUCUGGAGACGUGUAUGUUGCUGUCAGUGAAAUAUCCUAGUGUUGUUCAUGUCUUGUGAAUAAUAAAUGUGAAAAAUCUCAA